AUGCGUCAUGUAUUUCAUGAGCCCGGCCUUUUCAAACUUCUUGAGGACUUUCUCCGUCUGCUUUGGGUUCGUCGAGUGGUUGACGAAUCCAUCUCUGUCAAGGAUACUCCCUGCCUUAACUUGCUUGAUGAGAGUUCGAAUAUGGGCCAACUCUUUCUGGGCCAGGGGCAAGGUUAUGGGAACUAUCAGCAGCAAGGGAGAAAUCAGUUUGUUCCCUCUUGGAACAAUCAGGGAAAUCAAGUGAGGAACAAUCCACCAGGUUUUCAAGGUAAUCAAGGGAACAGAGGUGGUAAUCAAGGAACUCAGUGGAAAAAUAAUCAGAAUAAUCAGAAUCCUAAUCAAGGGCAAUUCCAGCAAGGGAAUCAGAAUUUCGGGAACAAUCAGGGUCAAGGUUUCUCUAGACCAUCUCAGGAUAUUGAUAUGCAGAUUCUCAUGAACACCAUGAUGGCUCAGAUGAGCAAGUUACAGGCAACCGUAGAGUCUCAACAAGCUACCCUAAGCUCUCAACAAGUACUAAUAGAGAGCCUCACGGGGCAACAGCAAGGUGGUGGUAAUCAGUUUUCUAAUCAAUCCUCAUCUUCGAAUGGUAGACUGCCAGCAAGCAUAGAAAAUCCAAGGAAGCAAGUGAAUGCAGUGACCACGAGAAGUGGAUUAGCUUUGAAGGAUCCUCAUUUUCCUUCAGAUGAUCCAGUGCCUGAGAAAACUGAUAAGAAGGAUGAGGGCAUUCAGGUUGAAGAUGUUCCUGAUGAGAGUGAAGAGGAGCCUGUGUUACAGAGAGAUAGUGCUAAGGGGAAAGCCCCUAUGCAAGAUGAGAGUGCUCCGAGCAAGAAGCCUGAGAAGAAAGAUAAGCAGAAUGGUGACUCAGUAGUUCCUUGCAAUCUCCUACCAUUUCCACAGAGAUUAUGGAGAUCCAAGGAAACUGAGAGAGAAAAUAAAUUCAAGAUGAUGUUGGAUAAGCUGGAGAUAUCUAUGCCCUUUGUUGAUGCAGUGACUCAGAUUCCUUCAUACAAGAAAUUCUUGAAGGAUAUUCUGAGUAACAAGAAGAAACUAGAGAAGAGUGCUGUGGUGGAUCUCAGUGAGUGGGCAUUGACAUGUGCAGUUCUUCAACAAAAGUUGCCUCCCAAUCUGAAAGAUCUAGGUAGUUUUACCAUUCCCUGCAUCAUUGGGGGAUUUGUAGUGGGCAGUGUCUUAUGUGAUCUGGGUGCCAGUGUUAGCCUGAUGCCAUACUCUCUUUGUAAGAGGCUUAACCUGGGCAGCCCAAAGCCUACCACCAUGACUCUCUAG
This is a messenger RNA of Ipomoea triloba (trilobed morning glory), 1284 nucleotides long. Its product is annotated as putative mediator of RNA polymerase II transcription subunit 15. The transcript has 2 exons. The coding region runs from base 1 to 1284 and encodes 427 amino acids. NCBI's taxonomy places the organism in Eukaryota, Viridiplantae, Streptophyta, Magnoliopsida, Solanales, Convolvulaceae. The record is from RefSeq and is a predicted model, not a curated record.